Williopsis jadinii is the source of this 1269-nucleotide messenger RNA. RefSeq names its product G protein subunit beta (gene STE4). Gene Ontology annotation, biological process: G protein-coupled receptor signaling pathway. Gene Ontology annotation, cellular component: cytoplasm; heterotrimeric G-protein complex. The record is from RefSeq and is a predicted model, not a curated record. Bases 1 to 1269 code for a protein of 422 amino acids. The transcript has a single exon. Gene Ontology annotation, molecular function: protein binding; signaling receptor complex adaptor activity. Lineage: Eukaryota; Fungi; Ascomycota; Saccharomycetes; Phaffomycetales; Wickerhamomycetaceae.
AUGCAAGUUGAUCGUCAGGUGCAUACGAUGUCUCAACCAGAAAAUACAUUGGAGUAUAUCAACACCAGGAUUGAACAGGCACGCUUAGAGACAAGACAGCUGUAUCAGCAGAUUGACAAAGUGAAGGCGAAAAUAGUGGACUCAACGUUGAAGGAUUGUGCCGUCAAUGUAGCGUCUUUGUCAAAGACGGCCUUGAAUCUAAAGCCACUGCAAGUGCUGAAAGGUCACAACAACAAGAUCGCAGAUAUGAAGUGGAGUGCCGACUCUAAGUCUAUACUCAGCUGCUCACAGGAUGGCUUUCUCAUUAUUUGGAACCCGACAACGGGGAUGAAGCUAAAUGCCAUCCCUCUGGACUCACAAUGGGUGCUGUCAUGUGCCUAUUCGCCAAAUGGACGACUAGUGGCAUCUGCAGGCUUAACGAACAACUGCACUAUCUACUCAGUUCCAGAUAUAGAUGGCGGGAGUUCUGCCUUCCAACAAAGGAUUGUGAGUGUAUUCAAAGGACACACCUGUGGUAUCACAGCGUGCGAUUUCAUCGACAACCACAGCAUUCUAACGGCUUCUGGAGAUAUGACCUGUGCCAAAUGGGAUCUCAAUAAGGGGCAGCGUGUCGUUGAGUUCCUAGAUCACUUUGGAGACGUGCUGGCUAUGGGCAUCAAUCGUCAGAGCCUCAGCAAUGGUGGCGGAGAUUGCAUCUUUGCCAGUGGUGCCUCUGAUGGAUACGCUAGGAUCUGGGACACAAGGAACAAUGGCUCAAUCUCACAACAAUUCUUCGUCUCCAAUAGUGAUAUCACCAGUAUACAAUUCUUCGCCGAUGGUAACUCGUUUGUUACAGGCAGUGACGAUGGCAUAAUAAGACUGUACGACGUUAGAGCAGACUGCGAACUAGCAAAGUAUUCCUUGCCGGAAAUGGCUCAGCAACACUAUAACCAAGAGAUUGACCGUACUUAUUUCCACCAAUCCCCAAUGUAUCAAGAACAACUCCUGGAGUACAAGCGAGCCAGGCCUCUGUCAGUUGAAGAGAUCGACUCGGCACUCAACAUCUCAGGGGUUAUGUCCUUGGACUUCAGCCAGUCAGGAAGGUUGAUGUACUCGUGCUAUGCAGAACAAGGGUGCUAUGUUUGGGAUACUCUGAAGAGCACAAUUGUCGGCAAGUUGGAUGGCCAUUCGAAUAAGGUAUCUAAAGUCUCAACAUCGCCUAACGGAUACGCAGUAUGUACUUCAUCAUGGGACAGCACCAUGAGGGUAUUAACUCCAUCGUACAUCUAG